GGGUAUUUAAGAAACACUCAGUGUACAGGUCAGCAUUACAACAAUCUGUGGAAGUUGAAGUGGGAUCACUGAAACCAUGCUGAAGACAGCGGUCGUGUUCGUGUGCCUCCUGAGCCUGAUUCUGGCCGAGCCUCUUGACAUGCAGAGGAAACGACUGGCACGUUCAAAAUCUUCGGAGUCUUCAUCAAACUCCAAUGAGGCCACUACUAAAACUACUACAACUACAACAACCGCUGCAACUACAACAACUGCAGCUCCUGGAAACAUCACCCCUCAACUGAUUCAGCUGCUGCAGCUGCUGCAGCUGAACCCGCAGCAGCUGCAGCAGCUGCUGCAGCUGCUGCAGCUGAACCCGCAGCAGCUGCAGCAGCUGCUGCAGCUGCUGCAGCUGCUGCAGCUGAACCCGCAGCAGCUGCAGCAGCUGCUGCAGCUGCUGCAGCUGCAGCAGGCUCUGCGCUAACUAUAAUAAAAUAUUUUCAUCACAAUAAGCAAUGUGACAGCUGAUUACAAUUUGUCAUCAAGUCAGGUUUGUGUCCAUUUUAAAAUGUACUGAGGUAAAAAAAAAACAAAAAAACUGUGUUGUAUGACAAGGUGACUGUGCUUCUGUUAACAUGUGGAUACAAGUAAUUUGUGCUCUCAAGACUCCAUUAAAUGAAACUUCAAGAA
This is a messenger RNA of Thalassophryne amazonica, 666 nucleotides long. Its product is annotated as forkhead box protein P2-like. NCBI's taxonomy places the organism in Eukaryota, Metazoa, Chordata, Actinopteri, Batrachoidiformes, Batrachoididae. Bases 77 to 460 code for a protein of 127 amino acids. The transcript has 4 exons. The record is from RefSeq and is a predicted model, not a curated record.